UCAGCAGGGUAGUGCUGAAAGCCACGUUUUUUAAGAUCCGUGACGGUGGCCUUUCUCUGUUAUUGGCUAAGUGACGCGGGCUGUGCCCCGGCUCCCCACCCCUCCAAUGUGGCACCUCGGGCAGACAGAUGUACCAUUUCCCACUUGUGCCGGCUUUGAGCCAUGCCAACAGCGCAGCGGCCCCGGGAUCCCCUCGUUCCGUUCCGUCAGAGCCGGGAGGGAACGAGGUCGCUGCUCCGCACGCUCGGCGCGGCCACCAGGAGGUCACAAUACAUCCGAGAAGCAAAAUGAGCGCAUUUCCUUUCGGUCCCCGGUGCCCUCAGCACAAAACCAUCUGGGAAGCUGAUGGGGGAGCCGGCGGGGAGCUUAGGGAGCAAACUGCGGCUUGCGGGAGGACGGCGCGGCUCCUAGGGCUGGCGGGGCUGCCCUGAACGAGGGGAGGAGGAAAAAAAAAAAAAAAAAAAAAGACAGAAAGAGAAAGAAAACCGGACAGGCUGGGCGGGUCCCCUUGCACCGCAGCGCACCUCAGCGAGCAGAGAGCGGCCGCGGGACACGGCGGGGGCUGCCCAGCACGGCCCGGCGCGUUGCGACUUCCUGGCUGUGCUUCAGCUGUGACUGACUGAACAGAGUCUUCUCUGCAUUGUGGUGAUCAUAGUAAUGUGAAGUUUAAUGAGCACCUUCAAAAUCCUGUAGCAGUGAAGGAACUGCCAUGCCUGUGGGAAUCUUCCGAGUGUGCCUAGUGGUGAUUACGGCUAUUGUCAACCACCCACUCCUCUUCCCUAAAGAGAAUGGCACUGUCCCCGAGAACACAGAAGAAAUCAUCCAGAAGAUGAAGGAGCGGGAGGAGAUCCUUCGGCUGGAGAAGUUGCGCUUGGAGCAGGAAAUCGCAGGCCAGGAAGCUGCACAGAAGGCUCUGGAAAAGGCAGCAAAAGUAGUGGAGGAUGUCAAAGAGGAAAAAGUCCAAUGGGAUAUGUGGACUGCUCUUUCCAUGGUCAUCUUCCUAUUGAUCGAGCUCUGGAGGCAGGAUUUCCAGGAGGGGAAUUGGCAGGACACAGGAGCAGACGAGGAUGACAUGGCUGUCCUGGGGAAAGCAUUUAAAGGGGUGGCCUUCCCUGACAAGGCCAUCUUGGCCAGCUUCUACGAGAAGCGCAUCCUGGGUACCACUGGAGACAUGGCCAGGAUGCGGGAGAUGGUGGAAGGCUUUGCAGAUGACCUGCUGGAGGCCUUGAGGAGUGUUUGUAACCGGGAUGCUGACAUGGAAGUGGAGGACUGCAUGGGUGUGGGGAGCAUGUAUGAGAAUUGGAGAGUGCGUAAACCUUUUGUCUGUGAUCUGAUAGUGCCUUUUGCACCCCCAGAGCCAUAUUGUUUCCGAUCCCAGAUAUGGUGCUCUGGCGACUCUUUUCCACCAGAUGAACAAGGUUACGGCACUAUCAAGGUAUGCAGGGCAGAUGAGGAUGAGACAGGUUGCAUCUGUGACAAAACGAAACUAGGAGAAGAUAUGCUGUGCCUCCUCCAUAGCCAAGGCAAUACUACCAGACUCAGCAGUGAAAUGGAAGACCUCCUGUGCUUCAAAAAUACUCAGUAUCUCGAUGCUGACCAAGUCAUGAAGUGGUUCCAGAUUGCAGUCACCAAGGCUUGGAACAAAAUUUCCCACAAGUAUGAAUUUGACCUGUCUUUUAGCCUCUUGGACUCCCCAGGAGCCCUGAAGAUAAAAUUUAGAUCAGGGAAAUCAAUCGCGUUCAACCUCACCCCUGUGGUGCAAUAUGAGAACUCUGACGUUUACUUCAUCUCUCAUUUCCCUCGGAACUGCCUGGCAGCAGACCUCCCCUCCAGCACUCACUGGUUUCUCACCUUUGCAGUGUAUGAGAGGAGGUUCAUCCAGAUGAUCUCCAAAAUGCUGCCUGCCAAUGCCUGCCACGUCAGCUGCCUUCAGAUCCUCUCCUUCCUCCAUGGGAAGCAGUGCAGCCUCACAGGUCCAAGUGGGCUCACCAACUACCACCUGAAGACAGUGUUGCUGCAUCUGCUGCAGACGCGUCCAAGUCAGGACUGGGCCCCAGAGAAGUUGGAGGCCCGUCUACAGGACAUGCUGAAAUUCCUGGAGAAGUGUUUGCAUGAGAAGAAGCUCUACCACUUCUUCAUUGGCAAUGGGAAGGUACCAGCAGAGCUGGGCUUCCCCAUCAUAUUCCAGAGGGCUGAGCCUCUCAACCUUUUCCGUCCGUUUGUUCUACACAGGGAUGUUUACAGAAAGACAAUUGACACAUUCCAUGAGAUGCUCAGGAACACAUCUGCACUGAUAAAUGAGUACAUGGUGCACAUUCCCCAUGUACACACCAAUGGGAUCCAAAAGGAAUCUGUUUAACCAAAGCCAGCAGGAAAACACUUGUUCCUCUAAGCACAAACUCAGAGUGCAGCUUUCCGAAGCCUUACGGAGAUAACUGACUUUGCCAGUGCAGCUUGUUGUCUGCAGCUGAACCGUGUCUGUGUCAUGGUUUCUGCAGUAAGGAAGAAGGGAUGGGGAGAAAAUAGGGAGAAACUGGAAGAGAUGGUAUAAAAGUAAGUUUCUGCUCCACAGUUGGGCUGGCAGAGUUUUACGCAGCUAAGAAUAUAUUUUUCUAUUGUGCCUCAAUCAUGCUACAGUGGUGAUGAGCAAUGAACGUGACUAAUUUAUUCAGGUGCCUUCAAAGUGGUGGUGGUCUGCUUGCAGACAGGACAGCAGAAGCUCUGAGACCCAUGGGAGGUGCAACAUGAGCCCUCAACUGGGAAGGAGAGUCACUACUGAGGUCAUGCACAAUUCUAGACUGGAUGGAGAUCUUUAAAUCCAGCACAGCUCUUUAACUGAAAGAGAACUGUGGGUUUAAAGAGUACAUUUUGAUAGGACUUGCAGCACUAAUUUAAACAGUCCUGUCCAUCAAAAACACUCCUGUUCUCCGAACAUUUUUUUUCCCUGGGAAGAAUGUAACAGAGCAGUCAGCAGGAUCAGUGUCUUGAGACCAUUUCAUAUGCGUUUUCCAUUUUCUUCAUAGUAACACAACAAGAGGAUUUUAUUCUUGGCCAUUUUCCAUGGAUGAAUGGUCAGGAACCUUUUUUACGUAAUAUAAGAGAGAAACGCGGUUAUUGGGUUCUGGCUUUUUGGUUUAUUUGUUUGCUUUCCUUAUCUCCAGGCAGCAAGUCUGAGAACCAGCAAAGAGAAAUGAUUGCUGCAGGGUUUGCUUUUAUUAAAGAGGAAACUCCUCUAAAUUAUUCUGUAAUAAGCCCAAUCUCAGGAGUCUGAUACCAGGAGAAAACUGUCAGCCUCUAAAUGAGAGAGUGUAGCUCUCCCAGCAUGGUUUUAGUGAGGCCAAGGCAGCAAGAUGGCUCUGAGUUAGGAGGAGGGUCACAGGAGGUGCACAUGCAGCAAAGCAUGGCAGUGCUGUCUCUGCAGCUCUUAUGGUGUGUCAUCCCUUCUGCUGCUGGUACCCGAGUAAAAGCUACCAGUUUGACUCAUUAUCAGGUCUCCUCAAUCCUUCUUAAGGCUGCUGCUUUGAUGACGUUUACUCUUGGGAAUCACAGCUAGCUAGCUAUCGAUUUUUGUAUCUUCUCCUCCUUUUUCCUUGUACAAACUAUUUCACCACAUCCUUCAAGUCUGCUUAUGUCUGUCCCCCCACCACUGAGGGACAUUUUCUACACCAAGGCAAAGAAAGCUGCAACUUCCAUUUCCACAGCUGGUUCAUAAGAAAGCACUGGUGCGGACAGGGAUUUCUUGGCUCAAAUUGCUGUUUUCCUUGGUUUUUAUCAUCACAGCUAUGGGAUGCUCAAGUAAUAUUUGAGUAGAGAAUGGAGUAGGAAGCAAAAGGGGAGAGAAGAUGCUGGUUGCUACUGCCAGUAGGAAAGUCUCAGAUUGUCAGUGCCUGGGAGACUGCCAGAGCUGGCAGAGCAACAGGACAGGACUAAUUGCUAACGCUGAGUGCUGUAAGCCACUGGCUUUCAUCAACUAAGUAAGCCUUCACUAGUGGGAAAGAAAGCAGGACCAAUUGCAGGGGACGUGGCAAACAGGUAGUGACAGGCAGAGGUGUGUGGCCAGGGGAGUGGGUGGGGGGGGUGAACACUGGAGCCUUGAGGCUCCUUUAGAAGCCACAGAAGUUGUUUGCAAACCCAAGCAAUUUGCUGCUGCUGCCUGCUAGGCUAACCAAGCAGUGCCAGUUACAGAUCCAGCUGUGUAUGGGCUGCCUGCAGGGAGGUCGUGCUCAAGUAGUUGUGGUCUGAGUUGCUUCUAAAAUUGUUCCUAGCCGAGUGAGAGAGAAAUGAAUAUUUCUAUGUCAUUUCCUGUCAGGCAUCUAAAUUUAGCCUAUCCAAAGAACAGAAACAAAUUUGUGACCCAGGUCUCUGAGGAAAUGACAUGCAGGGUUGAAAAAUAACUUUUAUAUAAGGUUGAGCAGGGGAAGGUUGAGUAGAAAAGGCCAUUUAACAGGAUAAUCAAACUUCUGUCUUAAAAUGGAGGAACAAAGCUGUGUAACACCAGCCCUACAGGCAUGUAAACGGGCCUGAACUUGCCUUUCCACACCUCAGAGCACUGCUGCUUAGACUCAGAGGGAACCUAAACUGAUAAGUGCACUGAAUCUUUUGUUCUUCAUUUUCUGCAUGUGUGUGCGUGUUUGCCUUUAAACGCAAACUCACCCUGAAGUGUUCCUAUGGGGUUUGCUUGAACCCAGGCUGGAGCUGAACCAAGGUAUUUAUGGAUUUGACUCCCCUGGAAGCAAAUUGCCGGGCACAAUUUGCCUAUGCGUAUGCAAUAUGCACGUUUUCCCUGAGCAUCUUUUACAAGAUUUGGUCUGUGCAUCCUACAAGGAAACCCACUCAUACCUACCCAGCUUAUUAAUAACACAGCUUAUUAAUAAGCUGUGCUACAGUAAGCCUCAGGGCAGAGGUCUUUGCCAGCCGUAUAUCAAUAUAUAUACUAGAGUUAGAUACUUGUUCUACCUGGGGUGAUGUGGGCAAACAAUAUUUCUCUUGAGUAGACCUUUGCUGUGCCAUGUUGUGAAGAACAUAAUUUCCUGGACUGCCUCAUUUCUCCUGUGUUAAAUCUUUUGCACACCAGGUACAAGGCCUUUCAGUAUAAGGCCAAACUCAGAUUUCAUUAAAGAGGUUUAUAAGACAGUUCAGCUCCACCAGCUGCCAGCCAGUACAAGUGUCCUAAGAUCUUUUAGUGCUACUCACAUUUAGUUCUGCCUUGACUGACAUCUUGCUGUGCAUCCAUAGGAAGCAGCUUUUAAGGGAGAGGGGGAGGGGAGGUUUUGUGAUUUAAAGUAACUUUCUUUUAAAAUGAAACAGUGUACAACACAAGUAAUGAAUGCACAUAACUGGUAAUACCCUGAUCUCCAUGAGAGAUCCUAAGGAAGAGUAUACUGCCUGUCCCAGACCUCUUUCUUGUGUCUCAGUGCUGUUCUUGCUAUUUGCUAACCAGACAAAUUAUGCAAC
Molecule: messenger RNA, 5454 nt
Organism: Numida meleagris (helmeted guineafowl)
Lineage: Eukaryota; Metazoa; Chordata; Aves; Galliformes; Numididae
Gene: ITPRIP
Product: inositol 1,4,5-trisphosphate receptor interacting protein
Exons: 3
Coding region: 710-2359 (549 amino acids)
Cellular component (GO): membrane
Molecular function (GO): protein kinase inhibitor activity
Source: RefSeq, a predicted model, not a curated record